Messenger RNA from Physella acuta, 2387 nucleotides. Its product is annotated as AP-1 complex subunit mu-1. Gene Ontology annotation, biological process: intracellular protein transport; vesicle-mediated transport. Gene Ontology annotation, cellular component: clathrin adaptor complex. The record is from RefSeq and is a predicted model, not a curated record. NCBI's taxonomy places the organism in Eukaryota, Metazoa, Mollusca, Gastropoda, Physidae.
AUUUCCGGAAAGCUGGAACCGGAACACCUGCCAGUCUAGAUUUAGUAGAUCUAUUUAUUAUUGUAUCCUCCUUAAUAUUGAUAAUACUCCACCUAGAAUCUAAAUUUAGUUAGAAUCUAGAGGAUUUUUCGUCUAGAUCUAGAUCUAGUUUUUUGUGUCAGAUCACUGAAUAGUGAAUACGCAGUAAAUGAAGCUAUACUAGUAAAUACUACUGAAGUUGACAAAUCUAGAGCCAGAAACAAAACGAGCUCAACAUAAAGCUCAAGAAAAUGUCAGCCUCAGCCGUAUACAUUCUCGAUGUGAAGGGAAAAGUGAUGAUAAGCCGCAACUAUCGUGGUGACAUUGAUAUGUCAGUGAUUGACAAGUUCAUGACACUCAUUAUGGAAAAAGAAGAGGAUAGUAACUUGACACCAAUCAUCCAACAUGGAGAUGUUGCUUUUAUGUACAUUAAGUACAACAACCUGUAUCUAGUGGCAACUUCAAAAAAGAAUGCCAAUGUAACAUUAGUCUUUACAUUCUUACACAAACUUGUGCAGAUUUUUGUGGAGUAUUUCAAGGAACUCGAAGAAGAAAGCAUCCGAGAUAACUUUGUUAUCAUUUAUGAGCUGCUUGAUGAGGUCAUGGACUUUGGGUAUCCACAAACGACUGACAGCAAAAUCUUACAAGAAUACAUCACUCAGGAAGGACAAAAACUAGAGAUAGCCCCUCGACCACCUCCUGCUGUAACGAACGCUGUAUCAUGGAGAACAGAGGGAGUAAAAUAUCGUAAAAAUGAAGUUUUCCUCGAUGUUAUUGAAUCCGUCAACCUUCUGGUUAGUGCUAAUGGAAAUGUAUUACGUAGUGAAAUAGUGGGGUCUGUUAAAAUGCGAGUGUUUUUAUCUGGCAUGCCAGAGCUGAGGCUGGGCUUGAAUGACAAAGUCUUGUUUGAAAGCACAGGCAGAGGAAAAAGCAAGUCUGUUGAGUUGGAAGAUGUCAAAUUUCAUCAGUGUGUUCGUUUGUCAAGAUUUGAAAAUGAUCGCACAAUCUCUUUCAUUCCACCUGAUGGGGAGUUUGAGCUCAUGUCGUACAGAUUGAACACACAUGUUAAACCUCUUAUAUGGGUAGAAUCUGUGAUUGAGAGACAUGUCCACAGCAGGGUGGAAUACAUGAUUAAGGCCAAGAGCCAGUUCAAACGUAGGUCAACAGCCAAUAAUGUUGAGAUAAUUAUACCUGUUCCUAAUGAUGCCGACUCUCCCAAGUUCAAAACAACUGUUGGAAACUGUAAAUAUGUACCAGAGAUCAACUGUGUCAUCUGGACCAUUAAAUCUUUUCCGGGAGGUAAAGAGUAUUUGAUGAGAGCUCAUUUUGGCCUGCCUAGUGUUCAGAAUGAGGAGAUUGAAGGGAAACCACCCAUAAAUGUCAAAUUUGAGAUUCCUUACUUCACUGUUUCAGGCAUUCAGGUGCGUUAUCUGAAAAUUAUUGAGAAGAGUGGCUACCAAGCACUCCCUUGGGUUCGAUACAUUACACAGAAUGGUGAUUAUCAACUCAGAACAAACUAGUAGGAUAUUAGUGUUUAGGUUAAAGACAUUUAGCAUGAGAACUAAAGGGCUAUGCUCAUUGGCUCAGAGAAUCAUGCUCACCAUGUGAUUAAAUUCAACCCUUAAUUUUGUAUGAAAGUUGAGCUGUAUUGUUUUUUUUUUGGAAUGUAAAUUCUAUUUAUGUUAUUUUUAUAUAUAUUAUCAUGAAGUCAUAUUUGCUUCAAUAAAUAGAUUAUAUGAAAUAUUAGGACCCAGAAAUUUGAAUGUCAGUAAACAAGGGCUUUAAUAGGGUUUGUUUAAGUUAUUGUAUUACUAGUAUUAGUAAUUAUGUUUUAUAUGCUGUGGGUGAACAAUGAAAAGGAUUUUUUAAGCAUGUUUAAAAAAUGUAAUUACUAUUUAAAUUAUUGUUUCAACUAAUUUUUAUUUUCUUCACCGUUGCUUAAGACUGAGGUCUAUGUAUAAAUGAACAGUGCUAUUAUUGUACAAGUCUUGUUGAACAUAAUUGGUAAAUAGUUUGUGCUUAAUAGUGUUGUGAAAUAUACUGUGGUGGUAUUUCUUCUUUUUCAUAAAUGAGUCUUAAUCAGUGAGAAACAAAAACAUGAUUUUGGUUAAAAAAUACUUGUAUGUUACUGUAUAUUUGUGUUAAUAAGAGGUUUAUUAAUUAAAUUCAAAGUACCAUGUGUAAAUGGAGAAUAUUGCCAUCUCUAAAACAACUGGAUAUUAAUUAGUUUUUAUGUAAUUAAUAAAAAGAUUAAUAUAAUUCUAGACAUUUAAACUAUAAUGGAAUUAAGUGUUAAUUUACUGUUCAAUCAAAAUGUCCUAUUUAGUGGCCAGUAAAGAAUACGGCAUAAGUAGCCAGUUAAAUUAAAA